AUGCGGUCCCCAAACAUUGUGGACUGGGAUGGGCCCGAUGAUAUGGCGAAUCCCAUGAACUGGAGCGCGAAAAAGAAGAUGAUGACUGUUGGCACCGUCUCAAUCUUUAACUUCCUCACCCCACUGGGUUCCGCCAUGUUCGCGCCUGGAGUAGCACAGGUUAUGGAUGAAUUCAACUCGACCAGCAAGCCCAUCUCAUCCUUUGUGGUCUCAGUCUACCUUCUUGGAUUUGCCUUUGGGCCUUUGGUGGUGGCGCCCCUGUCCGAGCUCUACGGUCGAUUGCCGAUCUAUCACGGUUGCAACGUUCUUUUCACAGUGUUUAAUAUUGCCUGUGCAGUGGCACCAGGGAUGUCAUCACUGAUUGGAUUCCGGUUCCUCGCUGGGUCGUUUGGAAGUGCGCCUUUGGCACUUGGAGCUGGAACCUUGGCUGAUUGCAUUUCCCCGGACCGUCGAGGGCUGGCGAUCGCGAUUUGGGCGGUUGGUCCUGUCAUUGGGCCGGUGGUUGGUCCGGUAUGCGGUGGAUUUCUUACCCAAGACGUGUCGUGGCGCUGGGUUUUUUGGGUGCUUGCUAUUGCGGCCGGCGUCGUCACCGUUAUCUCUUUUACAACCCUCCGCGAAACCUACGCCCCAAUCCUUCUUGUUCGCCGCGCCAAACGCCUACAACGCGAUGCCGGCAAUCCCCACCUACAGUCCACACUACACCCCAACUUGACCCCGAGGGCUCUAUUCACCAAGUCAAUCAUCCGCCCUCUUAAGCUGCUGGUCCUCUCGCCAAUCGUCUCCCUGCUUUCGAUCUACGUCGCUGUAAUCUACGGGUUCAUGUACCUUCUCUUCACCACCAUGUCGCAGGUCUACCGCGAUCAAUAUCACUUCUCUGUCAGCAUCAUCGGGCUCACCUACAUCGGACUGGGGCUGGGCUCGAUGGUCGGCCUCAUCGCCAUGGGCCGUCUCUCCGACCCGAUCUCGCGCCGUCUGGCGGGCCGGACCAAGGAAGGCGAGAGGAAACCCGAGUUCCGGCUGGCGCUGAUGAUCCCCUUGAGUCUGUGUCUACCGAUUGGGCUCGUGUGGUAUGGCUGGUCCGCGGAUAAGAAAGCGCAUUGGAUCAUGCCGAUUAUUGGGACGGGAUGGGUGGGUGUUGGGGUGGUGGCUGUGUUUGUAGGUUUCCUCUUUGUUGCUUCUUUGCUUUCUUUUUUCCUUUCUUUCUUUUUUCUUUCCCCUGAUGUCUUAUUUCAUCAUUUCGAGAGAAAAAAAAAUCGACUGCUGGCAGGCAGUUUUCAGAGAGAACAAAGUCUUUGCCUACCGAGGCCCCUAGAACUAGAAAGGGAAUCAGGUCGCUUCCUCAUUCGAAAGAGGGUGUUCAGUUUGAUACCUGUUUCUUUGACUUCUGGGCGUACAAAUGAGAGCACCAUGCAAACAACCGUGCUGCAUCUCAUUCAGGCAAAGAAUUAAAAAGGGGGGGAAAGAACCAUAAAAAGAAAGAGGGAAAAACCAAGAACAAAAAGAAAACAGUAGUGAUGUGUCCAGAGAUUCAGGUCUGGUCUCCAUGACACAAUGAUAGAAGAACAGAGAGACAAAAUAUCCCGGCAUUGUAGGGACCUCAGUGUCACAAAGUCAGAGUAACGUUGCACCAGUUGUAGAAAUGGCCUGAUAGAAAACCACAGUCAAGCCUAUCACUCCAAGCUGGGCAGACUGAGAUCUCCAGGGUCGAUCUCAGCAAAUAGAUGCCAACGUGAACUCCACA
This is a messenger RNA of Aspergillus aculeatinus CBS 121060, 1741 nucleotides long. Its product is annotated as MFS transporter. Gene Ontology annotation, biological process: transmembrane transport. The transcript has 4 exons. Lineage: Eukaryota; Fungi; Ascomycota; Eurotiomycetes; Eurotiales; Aspergillaceae. Bases 1 to 1449 code for a protein of 482 amino acids. Gene Ontology annotation, molecular function: transmembrane transporter activity. The record is from RefSeq and is a predicted model, not a curated record.